AUGUCCAAAGAAGAAGCCACCGAAUCGCCUUGGACCGAGAAGGCCGCAAGCCAAUUCGAUGGCAAGCAGUACAGCCAGUACUUCGACCCAUGCCAGGAGGCUGCGGCGCGCAGCAUGAGAUGUCUGCACCGCAACGGCGGCGAUCGCGAUAUGUGCUCAGAUUACUUCCAGGCGUACCGGGAUUGCAAGAAGCAGUGGCUGGAGGACCGGAGGGAGGCGAAGCGGAAAGAGGGAAAGUCAUGGUUCUCAUAA
This is a messenger RNA of Coniosporium apollinis CBS 100218, 252 nucleotides long. RefSeq lists its product as uncharacterized. Lineage: Eukaryota; Fungi; Ascomycota; Dothideomycetes. Bases 1 to 252 code for a protein of 83 amino acids. The record is from RefSeq and is a predicted model, not a curated record. The transcript is spliced from 4 exons.